Messenger RNA from Sebastes umbrosus (honeycomb rockfish), 2187 nucleotides. RefSeq names its product heterogeneous nuclear ribonucleoprotein L-like. Gene Ontology annotation, molecular function: mRNA binding. Gene Ontology annotation, cellular component: nucleus. The transcript is spliced from 13 exons. NCBI's taxonomy places the organism in Eukaryota, Metazoa, Chordata, Actinopteri, Perciformes, Sebastidae. Gene Ontology annotation, biological process: regulation of RNA splicing; mRNA processing. The record is from RefSeq and is a predicted model, not a curated record. The coding region runs from base 124 to 1845 and encodes 573 amino acids.
UCUGUGUUUGUGUUUCUGUUUUUGCAGAGAGAGGCAGAGAGGGUUCAGUGCUGGCAGGUUGACUCCAUCUCUACCUCCGGUUUACCAAACACCUGCAUACUUGAAUUCACCGUCUCGUCUGGCAUGGAGGAGCGAGAAGACAGAGAAGGAGGAGAAGGAGGAGGAGGAGGAUACCACCGGGCAGCCAAGCGGCUCCGGACAGAAGAGGAGGCCGGCGGAGAGGAGCUGGAGGACGGGGAGGAGGACUCCGCCGAGGAGGAGGAGGAGGAGGCAGCAGCGGGGAGCGGUGGCACAGAGAGCCGGAGCCGGAGUAGCGGCGGUGGCACAGAGAGCCGGAGCCGGAGCAGCGGCGGUGGCAUAGAUAGCAGGAGCCGGAGUAGCGGAGGGAAGGACGGUGUGGAGGACAGUCACCGCAUCCCCCCGUCCCCGGUCGUCCACGUCCGAGGGCUCUGUGACGCCGUGGUGGAGGCUGAUCUGGUGGAGGCGCUCGACAAGUUCGGCAACAUCUGUUACGUGAUGAUGAUGCCGUUUAAGCGUCAGGCUCUGGUAGAGUUCGACAGCGUGGAGAGCGCCGAGCGCUGCGUGUCGUGUGGAAACAGUGAGGCGGUCUGCAUCGCGGAGCAGCAGGCCUUCUUCAACUUCUCCACCAGCCAGAGAAUCACCCGACCGACCAACGCAGACGACCCCACCAGCGGAAACAAGGUUCUGCUGCUGUCCAUCCAGAACCCGCUGUACCCCAUCACCACCGAUGUUCUGUACACCGUCUGUAACCCCGUCGUUAACGUCCUGCGUAUCGUCAUCUUCAAACGCAACGGCAUCCAGGCCAUGGUGGAAUUUGAGUCAGUGGAGGACGCUCAGAAGGCCAAACUGGCUCUCAACGGAGCCGACAUCUACGCCGGCUGCUGCACGCUCAAGAUCGAAUACGCUCGGCCCAACAGACUGAACGUCGUCCGCAAUGAUAACAGCAGCUGGGAUUACACCAAACCCUUCCUCCUGCAGCGAGAGCGGGGAAAGGGGAGGCAGCGCCAGGCCAUCCUAGGAGAGCAUCCAUCCAACGGCUACGGUCCACACUGCCCCCUGCUGCCUCUGCCUGCUAACAGCAGGUACAGGAGGAGCAGUGAGGAGGUGCAGGACAUGAUCUCCUACCCGCUGCUCCUCCGUAAAACUUCCCCCUCCUCCUCCUCUUCCUCCUCCUUCCUGGGCCACGCCGCCUCCAGCUCAGUCGCCAUGGUGAGCGGCCUCCAUCCCACCAAAAUGAACUGCAGCCGCAUCUUCAACCUCUUCUGUCUCUACGGCAACGUGGAGAAGGUGAAGUUCAUGAAGAGUGUUCCUGGCACGGCAUUGGUGGAGAUGGGGGAUGAGUACGCUGUGGACCGAGCUGUGACUCACCUCAACAGCAUCAAAGUGUUUGGCAAAAAACUCAACGUCUGUGUGUCCAAGCAGCAGGCGGUGAUUCCCAGUCAGGUGUUUGAGCUGGCCGACAGCAGCAGCAGCUACCAGGACUUCAGUCUGACCAGAAACAACCGCUUCAGCAGCUCACAGAGCAGCAGGAACAUCAUCCAGCCGCCUGCCGCCGUCCUGCACUUCUACAACGCCCCGCCCACCCUGAGCCAACACCAGCUGCACAAGCUCUGUACUGAACACAACGUUCCCAACUUCACCAAGUUCAAGGUCUUCGAUGCUAAACCAGCCAGCUCUAAGACUCUGUCUGGUCUCGUGGAGUUUGACGGUAAAACUGAAGCUGUGGAGGCUCUGACCGUCCUCAACCACCACCAGAUCAGAAUACCCAACAGCUCCAACCCCUUCACCCUGAAACUCUGCUUCUCCACCUCCUCCCAUUUGUGAGCCAGAAACAAGAUGUCCUCCAGGACCAACCAGAGAGGAAAUGUUAAAAGAGGAAAUAAUGGACAGAAGAUGUGAGUUUUUCCAGUGAGGUGUUUGAAUGGAUGAUUUUUUUUGUGUCUUGUUUAUUUGAGCAGGAAGUGACGAAGUCGUGACGAGGCAUUUUGAAGAAGAAAAGCACCUUAAUGACUGUGCAAUGAACUUAAUGAGUAACCGUCUUUUAAAACAUGUCGGCAGCCUGAGAGGAAAUGUUCUGCUGACGCUGAAAUGUGAACAGACUUUCCUUCCACCAGAACAGUUAAACCACACAUGAGAAAUCAAAUCAAUAAAUUACUUUAUCCUCCA